Messenger RNA from Protopolystoma xenopodis, 1038 nucleotides. The record is from the annotation of a GenBank genome assembly. NCBI's taxonomy places the organism in Eukaryota, Metazoa, Platyhelminthes, Monogenea, Polystomatidea, Polystomatidae.
AUGGAUGGCAGAGGUACUCGGGGUUUGCUACUGAAGGAAAUCUGUGUUCGAGGGGAAGGACUCCAAAAGGGUCUCGAGGAGGGAAGAGAUAGCAGCAAUGGGGUUAGGCGAGGUGUGGUGAAAGAGGCUGGGACGAAGGCAACAGAGAUGAGUGGAACAAGUGUAAAUUCGAAAACGCUAGAGGAAUUUCCCAUGGCAACCGCUGAAUCCAUUGCAUCGGACAUUCGAAUUGACCAUAAGUUUUGCGAAGAGGAAGACGACGAAGAGGUCGUUGACGUAGAGACGGUGAUUUCAGAGGAAAAGGCACCGACAAAAACUCCCUUCUCAUCCCCUCCCAUCAUGCGGACCACAUCUGCACAGAGGCAGCAUUUAUCUCCCCCACCGAUUUCACACCAGUCAUCAAUUUCUCUGGCAGCAUCGGUACUCGACGGUACAAAUAAACAGCCCUCCUGGAAGGUUGGCGGUCCCACUGUGAUUCAAAUGGCCCGACCACAGUAUUGUAUGUACUGUGGCGCCCAUUUUCCCUCUUCCCCAACCGGCCUAGAUAACUCGGAGCUAUGGGCCCACUCUGUCAGGUGCGCACAGCAACCGAACACAAGAGCCCUGACGACUGUAUCCAGUGGGACGGAGGGCCUAGAUACAGUCUUGUGUAGGCCUAACCGCACCGCACUCCCAUUGAGUCCUCCGAAAUCCAUCGCUUUCCAACCCUCUGUCAUACAGACGCCCACCUGCACACCAUCCUGUCCACACUUGCCCGUCUUCGUUUCGACGCCUCCUGUUUUCACAGCCUCUGCCACGUUGAAGUCAGCCGGUGAGCCUGAGACACAAUCUCCACAGGUUCGGUGGGAGUCGAGUGAGCCGGCCGGUGAACGACGAGUUCAUCAGGCGGAAAUAGAGGCAACACAGGCGCACUAUCUGCAGUUUAUGGGGGCUUGGCUCACGCAGUUGUUGUGGCAGAUCGGGGAGCCCAACAACUCUCUGGCCGACAUUAAGGGAGCUUUCGCCCAGUCAUUGCUGCGACAGUGCUGCUGCGAAUAA